This is a messenger RNA of Marasmius oreades (fairy-ring Marasmius), 1372 nucleotides long. RefSeq lists its product as uncharacterized. Bases 19 to 1236 code for a protein of 405 amino acids. NCBI's taxonomy places the organism in Eukaryota, Fungi, Basidiomycota, Agaricomycetes, Agaricales, Marasmiaceae. The transcript has 3 exons. The record is from RefSeq and is a predicted model, not a curated record. Gene Ontology annotation, molecular function: hydrolase activity.
CCUUCUACGUCUACCACCAUGGCCUACUAUCCGUACCGUCAACAACCUAUCAAAGGUCUAUACCUCACUUAUCAAUUCUUCACCACUGUCUUCUUUCGUUUUCCGGUCUGGAUCCUUUCAUCUAUCCCGAGGUCUUUUCGACCCCGGAAUUCCUGGGAUCUCAGACGUGCAGUCACCAUCCAUUUCAUACGGCACAUGAUUGCUCUUACCUCCCGAACCGGUCCACUCGUUAAAACACCCACCCACCUCGCUAUUGAACCCGUGCCAAAAGGUGACGGACACGUCCCAGGCAUUUGGAUCUCCCCCGCAUCUUCUUCCUAUAUCACCGGCUCCCUCGAACUUUCAGCGAAGAUAGCUGGUGUAUCCGGGACACGAAUUCCUGGUUAUUGGUUACACAAAAAGGGAUCUACCAUUGAACCUGGAGCGUCCCCCAUGCCAGGAGAGAAAGUCGUACUUGCACUACAUGGUGGUGCGUACAUCAGGCUAUCCGCGCAUCCUUCCGACGCUACUGCCAGCAUCGCAAGGGGUUUACUCAAAAAUUGCGACAAUGUUCUUCGAGUGUUAAGUCCGGAAUAUCGUCUAUCUUCGGCUAAGCCCUGGAAGGAAGCGAAUCCUUUUCCAGCUGCGCUUUUGGAUGCGUUAGCUGCAUACCAGUAUCUCGUUGAAGAAGUCGGAUUUUCACCGGAAGAUAUCAUAGUUGAGGGUGAUUCGGCUGGUGGGAAUCUCGCGCAAGCUUUAACGAGGUAUCUGGUCGAGUACAAAGACGCUAUCAAACCUCUCGGUCCUCCCUCCGCUCUCAUCCUUCUUUCCCCGUGGGUGGAUAUCAACCACACCCAUCAUGGACAGGAUUCCUCUCUCAUUAGGAAUUUACCGUCAGAUUACUUGGGGAUCUCUGCUGAGAGAAACCACUCAUCCGGAUAUGCUGGUCACGCGUUUACAGGUCCCCAUGGGUUAGGCUUUGCGGAUAGAAAUCCGUACAUUUCGCCCGCUUCUUUAAAGCUAGGGGAUGAGGAUGUUAGCUUUACUGGGUUUCCGAAGACAUUUCUCGCUGUUGGGGGUGCGGAGGUGUUGUAUGAUCAGAUUCAUACACUUAAAGAACGGAUGGUGAGAAGUUUGGGAGUAGGGAAGGUGAGGUGGUAUGUUGCUGAGGAUGGCGUGCAUGAUUAUGUUGCAUUGCCCAUACAUGAACCGGAGAGGACGGAGACGUUGAAGGCUAUCGCGGAGUGGUUGGCUUAGGCUGCGUGAGGCGUAGUGUGGGUGUAUUUAAAUAAUUUACGGUGUUGUCCGCAAGGUCGUUCCUUUCUCUCCUUACUGCACUGAAAUGAUCACCUUCACGACUGUAUUGAGUAAAUGUAAACCGGUUGUGUCCUGC